Messenger RNA from Phymastichus coffea, 5022 nucleotides. RefSeq lists its product as uncharacterized. The transcript has 6 exons. The record is from RefSeq and is a predicted model, not a curated record. NCBI's taxonomy places the organism in Eukaryota, Metazoa, Arthropoda, Insecta, Hymenoptera, Eulophidae. The coding region runs from base 961 to 3795 and encodes 944 amino acids.
GUCGCCAUCCGCGAUGCGACUCCGGCCGGCGGCGACGCACUCGGCGAAAAGGCGCGCGUUGGUAAUGCCACGAUGCCACGACGCGUAUUGGCGAUCGAGUCCCGGCUCAACGACGAUCUCUCGUCCAGGUGGCGUCGAAUCGCGAGACCCGCGGCCGCGCGGACGGACGACCGAGUCACGGAUGCGCCGCGAGAGGCAGAUGCGUUUAUCGCACUGGCGUUAUCGCGUCGCGCGCACCCGAGAGCGAGAGCGAUACGUCUGCUGCCGCGGCGAAAGUAAAAAGAAGCACCGAGGCUCGUCUCCGCUUUGAUAAAGGCCAAAAGCGCGAGCCUACUCGGAUCCUGUUUUCUUCGGGUCGUUCAAGUCGCGCCGUUGGCGUUUACGUAAAGUGCUGCGGCACGCUCGAAGCCAUUAUCGCCGCGCUCGCCACUGAUGCAAGCUCGAUUCAUUCCGAUUGUCGAGCGAACGCAAUUGGCCUCUGCGACGCGGACCGUCAACCGAUGGUCUAACGAAGGCUUGCGAUCUCUCGCGAAGGAAACGGCGCUGUUAUCUUAUCGCUCGUAUUUGCCGGCUCGAUGAGCGCGGCGGCCGAUUUGCCUUCGAUCGUAGCUUUACAGUUGAACACUCGCUAUCGCGGGCCGCGAGCGAAGGACAACUGCUCGGAAUCGCGAGCUUGCGUCGCCGUCGAUCGACGCGAGGGAAGCCUGUCGCGUACGCGCGGGAAUUCGAUAAGCGCGUGCGACGACGCGCGGCUCGUUUGUUCGUGCAUCCGACAAUCGCUGGAGAAGCAAAAAACAGAAAAGACAAUUGCCAACGAGAGCGACAAUGGCAGCGUCGCUGCGGUGCGGCAUUUGGCACGCUACUUCAGCGGCGUCAUUUCGAUUGCAUGGACAUCAGCUGAUCCGUCAUGGUUAGCGUCUGUUGUAAGACUGCCAUCAGCGAUGCACGCAUUAAUUUCCGAUGUCGCUGUUGCUCCUGCUGGCCUGCGCGAGCGCCGCCUGGUCUCGGGCUGCCGGGAGCUCGUCGCGAAUCGCGCCGAGGCGCCAGCGGGCCAGGUCGCCCGUCCUGCGGCGCUCGGCGCGCGCCGUCAGCGAAUUCCUCGAGCCGCCCCCGUUGCCCCCCGUCGGCAGCCACGCCCAGUCGAUCGCGCCGAGCCACCGCCUGCGAAAACCGAACGGCAGCGGCCGCGGCCAGCAGCCGAACCCGCCGGCGCUGUCGCCACCGCCGAAGCACGCCCGGAACGGCCGCCACGCCAGGCCGCUGGGCGCCGAUCCGGGAUACUUGGGCAACCUGGCCGGCUGGCUGAACACGCUCGGCGGCGGACUCGAUGCCGCGGCCAAGGACGCUCACGCCCAGGACUCGUCCGCCCUCCCGCGGUACGCACCGCGCAUGCCGUACACCGGCGGCCCAGCUCAGGGCAACGCGCCGCUGCCGCGUCCACCGGCGGCCCCGACGCCGGGCCAGUUUCCCAGAGCGUCGUCCGCCUGGACGAGCGGCAAGAUUUGCAAUCCGUGCGACGUGUUUCCCUGGACGCCGGUCGUUCGCAGCGACCUCGCCUCUCAUCACGCUCAAUACGCCGCCGGAUUCGGCUCCAACGACGUUGCCGCUGCCUCGGCAGCGACGCGACCAGUCGACGGGCCCGGCUACUCCUACCCGGCGCCGACGGAUCAGAGAGGCAACGGUCAUCGGAACCCGGAUCUGCAUCUGCCCUCCGGGACGACGCCUCAGCUGUACCAGGCCCGACCGCAGACUCAAGGCUAUUAUUCGGCGUCUAGUCCCGACGAGCUACCUCCGCCAAUGUUUCAUCAAGUUUCUCCCGUAAACUUCGACCAGCAUCUUCGUCACCCUUAUCACCAUCAGCAGCAGCAGCAGCAGCAGCAGCAGCAGCAGCAGCAGCAGCAGCAACAGCAGCAGCAGCAGCCGCCGCCGCCGCCGCCGCCGGCACUUGAACAUUUCGAGCGUCAGCCUUUGCUGGCUGAUUUUCAGUCGGAAGUUCGAUAUAAUCAACAGGACCCGGCAAAGGGCAACCAGCAUUACAGCAUCCAAGUGCAACAAUCACCGAUAAUCGACAUUGAACCGGCAUCCAUUGCCGAGGAAGAGCAUCCAGCGCCAAGCUUGGACUAUCACCAGGGGGUCGCGACAAAUGUCGAGGCGACUUCGCAGCAGCACACGGGCGUGACGAAGGACGCUCCUUUCGAUCUGAACGUCGAAAUAAGCAAUCAGCAAGACGCGGACCAGGCUGAGUCCCGGCCGGUGUUCAUCGCCAGCGAGGCGGCGGCCGACUCGAAAGAGUACUCGCCGACAAGCGGCUCGGGCGUGCACUUUCAGCGCUCGCCCCUGGUGGAGCUGAGCGUGGCGGGCGAGUCGACGCCGACGAGUGGCGGCGGCCGUUUCCCGGCGAAGACGAACACGGGAGCCGGUGCUGAAUCGUCGACCGUCCCGCUGUCGGCGACUCUGAUCGAUUACAUCGUGUCGGGUCCACGCGAAGCGAGCGCCAAGCAAGAAACCAGACCGACCACGACCACGACCACGUCCCCUGCCACGAGCACGGAUAGGAACGUCGAGGUCGCAGUCGACCAAAAGCACCAAGAGUCUCGCGUGGAAACUCUAGUCCAGGCGUACGAGUUUUAUAAGAGCAACAGCAGUCGCACGGAGCCCAACGAGGCGCCGAAGACCGGCAGCAGGGCAUUCGGCGAGGGCGACGAUUUUAGCGCCAGUCGAGAGGCCUUGGCUCCAAGCAAUUCCAGCGACACCGCGAAAAAGAUCAUUCAGAUAAUCAUCCCUUACACUUCUCAAUACACGCCGAGUCCCUUUCACCCGACCAAGUCAGUGGGUCAAGGAAACGACCGUCAGCCAGAACAGACGACGCACCGCGCGACGAAAGUACAGCUAGACGUCGGGGAUGACAAUAGCGUCGAGAACAGCGUCCUGAUUCAAGAGCCGAGGCGUGCUGCGCCAGUGACGCGCUCACCUGAGACUGCCUCGCGCAACAAUCACACGAACAACAGCAUUGACGUGCACAGACUCCAGAAGAACAUCGACAACUGGACGAUACAGGAAUUUUCUAAAAAAGAAUCAGCAAUUAGAAACUCGAUAAAUACUACUUAUCCUCGCUGGAUUUCUUCAAAACAAAUACCCGAUGAAUACUUGCUAGCCACUACUGAGGAAGACAGUAACGAGUAUUAUGAUUUUAGUCACGAAACGCUGCUGCACCGAGGGACCAACCAAAUUCAGGUGACGGCGAGUACGACGAUGAAGACGACGACGACGACGACGACGACGACGACAACGACGACGACGACGAGGACUGAGCCGACGAGCAAGGUGAAGGUAGUGAACGCCAUUUAUCCAAAGAGUACGAAGAAGCCGGAGCAGCUGGAGAAGUCGGCCAGUGCUAGUAGCAUCGGUAGCCGCGAGAAGGAGAAGGAAAGAGUUUACGUGGUCACUCCGAUUCCAAAUCCCAACUCGCUGGACAGCCUGUCGUCGGCGACAAAGGAGGCCCGCGACGGCACCAGAUCAAAGGCCCGAAGAGCGAAAGUGAAGCAGGACUCGGGCGUACUGGAGCAGGCUUAUCAAGUGCUGCCGCAGGCGGUUAACAAUCUGGCGGUGCAGGCCAACGUUCCGGAAUCCGCCGCUCCGGCGCUCUGGGGCAUCAUGGAGCACGAGCAAAUAGCGGCGAGCGCGAAUCAGCCACGAUGGAGGAGCGAGUCCGACGUACUUCCGGAGCCGGCCUCGACGCCGGUCCUCUACGCCGGCCACUCCAAGGUAACGUAUUUUCGCACGAAAGUCCACUGAACGGUCGCGGCGAUUCGCUCUCGCGCCGCGACGGACGCGAGACACAGUUCCCGCUCGUUGCGAUCCGCGCUGUUACGCGCGCUCGGCGCAACAAGUGAAAACUCCGCGAUGGAGCGGAGACGAAGGGAAAAAGAAGGAGAAGGCACUAACGAGCGCGCGCGAGCGGAUGAUUAGGGAAAAUUAUUAAUCCACGGCGUGCAGCGCGACUCAAUUGCACGUCCGUCCUUUUUAAGAUUAACCGAAGGGAAAACUCAUCGCUGUCACGCGAGGCUUCAUUUCACUUUCACGAGCGAACGGGAGAGCAUCGGCCGUGAAUCGAACGUCGAUACGCGUCGCAGGGCCAACGGCAAUCGUUGGCCGAACGUUUUCGGCCGGGGUGCCGCGGGUGGGGGGGCGAGAAGCGGCGUGAAAAGUUUUAGUGGCGUGAAACUCGCGGGCGCGCGGAGGUUACGAGAAAGCGACGACGAGAGGUAAAAAGAGACCGUACACGCCGCCCGAGAUGCGCGCGCGCGCGCGCGCAUGACCGAGUUAUAAGCGGGUUCCAGCGCGCGAGCGAGAAUAUGCAUUUUCAUAAAGUCGUCGACGGGGAAGACACGAGAGCGCCGCGAGCCUCAAAGCUAUAUAACUUCCUCCUCGUCGCUCCUUUCUUUUUUCCUACGACUCUCGAUGCAUCAAUCAAGUUUCAUUCUCCUGUGCACUUGUUAAUGCUGUUUGUGUAUAUACACGUGUGCCUCUUUUACGGAUGUGGAAUUUGCGCUUGUACGUCUUCGCGUUUUUGUUAAUACCGCGCUAGCGACUCGUUACAUAAGUAUCUGCUCGUGAUGAGUGAGUAUUAACGAGGAAUCUCAAAGUAUUCACGUUAUUAGGAAAGACACCGAUAAAGAUGUUUAUUGUUAGGCUAUAAUGGAAAUGACGUUUAACGAGGAUUGCCCAGUAAUCAAUCAAGUCUACCCUACGAAUGAUUGCUCGAGUUUUAUUGUUAAUUAUAAAUAUCAGUAAGAUUAUAUCGAAUCGAAUGUAAACAAGUGGCUACGAGCAUUUAUAUCAUAAGUGUGUAUGGGAUGGAACGCUAUUUUAUUUAUUUGCAAAGAUUGUUAAGUUUUAGUUAUCUCCUACACUUGAUAACGGUUAAGAUUUUAUUCUGUGUUCUCAUUGACAUUUUAUCAAUAUUAAUUGAUGAAGAUCUGGAGCAAUAUUAAGGCCGACGGCGGACAAUAUUGUACAAUA